UUGAGCUAGCUCAGUAAUCCGGAUACACGACCGGUACAAAUAUUUAUUGUGUCUGGUUUCGAAUUCUGAUGCUGUCUUUCUGCGAGUUUGAAUUACAAAGGAGUGAUGCGCAAUAUAGUGUACUUAUUGAGCGAGGCAAUAUCUUAUUUCAGUAUCUUGCAAUACUAAAGACACCAGUGGAGAGACUUAAUAAAUCACCAGCUGACGGCUAUUACCACAGACAUACCGCAAAUAAGGAUACGGCGGAAACCAGAUUUGUUCAAUAUUGCUGUAUAUUAAGGUAAUAAUCAAUUUCAAUCAUUUUGCAACGAAAAGGUAUUACAUUUGAAACAAAACAGCUCCCAGCCAGGUAUGGAGAUAAAGUAGUACGAUGUAAUAGAUUUAAUCAACUUAAUUACUGCAGUGAACAUGAUAUCAAUGAAUAGGUUUCCCCUUUUGUCGGCAUUAUUCCCUAUUUGGUAAACGUAAAAAUCAGUUAUACGGAUACUAGCAAUAUGUACAAUAAACACCGAAAAGGUCAUUAGUGCCAAUAAAUUAUGAUUAAAAUGUAUGUUAAACAAAACGUUAUCAACCAAACAAAACAUGAUAAAUAGUCAUAUAUUGUGGUACAGACAAAAUAUUUCAGAUGGUACAAAAUUUUCUAUAUGAUAACAGUUUCGAAUGUUAUCCCUUGCAGCACUAAUUUAUUUUAUUAUGAUGGCAGUGGGGUUAAGAUAGAUUACACUCAUUUGAUUUGUUCGUAUUUGGACAGUAUAUAAAUGACAGCAUUAUGCUAUUUGUGACGUAUUACCACCGUAAAGAGCUUUAUGUCAGCUGGAAAUGUCAUGCAGUUAAUCUACACAAUUCUGGGCUUACUUUCAACCUCGUCUAUGCUGUCAAUGCUGUGUACUGCUCAAUUCUCGUUUUAUCUCGCACACAGGAGGCGUGACAAAUCGUCGCAGCACGUAUACAUGGUAUAAAGAUAACGGUAUAUGGCACUUGUCGUAAAGGUUCCGAGCAGGUCAUAACAGUACGAUGAUUAUUGGAUCAAUGAAGCAGACACAAGUUAAAAAGUAAAUGUACUUUGAAGGAGGAGAACCAUUAUACAUUUACCAAGAGCGUAAAGGUAUAGUGUUUCAGCAGACGGCCGCGACAUCGCAAGGAGUUGAGACGAUAUGGAACAUUCAUAUUUGAAAGCUGUGUAAAUUUGAGAAACGAUCCCGGAUGAUUACAAUCGCUUUUAUUAUGGAGAUAAGUGAAUAUAUGAUGUACACUGGUGUAUCGAAAGACUCGUGACAUUGAACUAUCAAAAUGACACCAUGUACUGUGUGACUAUAGAUUCAGUGUACAUAUGUCAUCUGGUGCGACAGUGAUAACCUUUCAGUAUGUUAUAGACACAUACGUAUAUAUUACAGGAUUUCUUAUAAUGAAAUACUAAAUAUUAGUUUUCGUGACAAGUAAGCUGAUUACCAAUGUAAGUGAUAAUCUCGACACACAGAAAAAUGUAAGGUCAAACGCCCGUUCAGAUUUUAAAGAACAGGUUGUUAUGUUCUACCUUAUACUUUAUGCACAACUGCCAUGAAACUCCAUGAUCAGAUUGAUAAUGUGGAUAUAUAUGUGCGAUACUUUGCCAUUAUCAUAACGCUGUGGAAAUACUUUCAUAGGAAUAUUUUUAAUACUUCGCGAUUACUAUAUGGAAGUAUACAUUUCGGAAAGGAUUUCUUUGUGCUUAAAAGAAAUGAUAAACAUUUGAGCCCGGAGAGACCAGUGACGUGUAAGUCAUUACAUCGGCAAUGAAUACUCUCAAUGUGGAUGGAACAUCAGCUAGAAGCUUCAUGCUACUGCGAGAUAAUAGUUUCAUUAUUAUCAUAUAUUUGUCGAUCUGAAAGCAUUUUCCAUAGCAUAGAUAUACUAUACUCAGAGACGAUGCAUACUACGUAGCCAUGCCGUACACGGACUGUAAUCUGACUGAUAGGGUGGACUGUGAGCAGGAUGUCAAUGUAGGGAUCUCUGUUCUGGCCCUGUGUCUUGGUGUCAUCUUAGCCCUUUCGGUUGCUGCCAAUGGGAUGGUAUGCUUCGUCUUCUACAGGAAGUCCAAUCUUUUAAGCAUCUCGAACAGCUUCGUCCUGAACCUGUCCUGCUCGGAGCUUGCGCUUUCUGUCCUCGUGCUGCCGUUCACUUUGACAUCCGUCUUCUCUUCGUCGGGUUGGAUAUUCAAUGACACUUGGUGUAAAAUCCAGGGAUUUAUCUUCAGCGUUUGUGUGUUUUCUAUACAAUUUUGCCUAAUGAUCAUCUCCCUUGACAGGAAUUAUGCUAUCAUAAACUCCCUUCGUUAUGUGAACGUAUUCACACAGAAACUGGCUAAUAUCCUAAUAGCGUUGUGUUGGUUGAUAAGUAUAGUGUUAGCAUCACUUCUGUUGCUAAACUGGGGAUCAUACGACUAUAUACCUAACCAAUACACUUGCGCAAUCAACUGGGAAGUAUCAAGUGAGUUUCUCAUCACGGUGUGUGUAAUUGUAUUUAUCCUCCCUCUUCUGGUGCAGUCAAUAUGCUAUCUGAGCAUUUUUAAAGCAGCGAUCAGCCACACAAAGCGGUCGAGUAGAGUGUAUCCUUCGAUGCCGAGUUCCAUCCGGGGAAUGACAAGUUCAGUCCAGGACCCCAAUAGUGAUUCAUCUGAUACAAGUGACAUUUCACAAAAUGUUCCGGUGAAAUAUCAGAAUAUGGAGUGCAAGGCUGUGCGAACUAUUCUGUUGAUUGCUUUUACAUAUGCGAUUUGCUGGGUCCCGUACAUGACGGUAUCGGUUUUGAGACUCCGAUCUGUUGCCAUCAUGUCUUACAGCGAUUCGGCAGCAGUAUGCUUUCUCUUCCUCACUGGAGUAAUUAAUCCCGUUAUAUACGUGUUUAUGAACAGGGUCAUGCGCUUCGAGAUUAAUAAUUUUUUCUGUGGACCUAGUACGCGAGAUUCGAGGAAAUCGAGCACUUUCGAUGACAACGAUGAUUUUUAUUCAACGACGACGAUGAGCUUGUCGAUACCAAAGACAUCGUCCUCGUCAAGCAGUUGUCCGACUAGAUCUGGAGGAAAAAGCAGCAGGAGAAUAGAGAUGAAAACAAUAAAAGAGGAGGAGGUAGAGCUAGAAAAUGUGUACAAGCCAUUUCCUCAAAAUAACGAAGAAUCUGGGGUAAAACUUGAUGCCCUUGAUAAGACACAAAGAAAACCAGAACUAUUUCUCAACCCUACUGAUUUAUAUCUACAGAGGAAACGGAUACGCACUAAGCGUGAGCGUUUGAUGUCUAUAAGUGAAGAAGCGACAAUACCCAUUGAGGGGACACUCGACCCUGAAUGGCAAUGUUUGGAGGACUUGGAUAUGGCAUGGAGUCCUGCCAUCGACAAGGAGUUUCAGCAUAGGCAUCGCCGAUCCCGGACUAAUUCUUUAAGUGCGAAGAAAGACGAAGCAUUUUCAAAAAGACGCCGGGACAGUGGAUCAUUUCUGUAUUUUGAACAUUGCAGUCCAAGCAAAGGUCAUCACGGACAGAACCGCAGAUCAGAGCGGGGGCUGUCAGUAGACGAAGCGUUAUUCAGGUUCGAUAAUCUUCCUGGAAGAAAGCAACACAGACACCAUAGCCUUUUUGACGGAAUGAAAAAUCCCAUUACUGUGUCAAUACCAGACACAGAAGAUUGUCGACCACACUCGUCGUAUGCUGUUUCUGGUAAUGUGCAAAAACGUCAACCUGGAUUAUCGUUCAAAUAUAGUCCUAAGUGUAGUCGCGAGUGUAAUUCUGCCUCAGAUCCAGAACUGAACAGGAAGUCAUCCGCGGAAUCUAAUAUCAUACAGACAUCAUCCAUAGAUGAUAAUUCAGCGCGGACUGCAAAUGUUUCUUCAAAGCAAAAUAGGGAAUGCUUGUCUGCGUGAAGGAAUUAUAUCCAACCAAUUAUACAUAUAUGUUCAAUCAAGGUUUGCCUUUAAGGUACAGGUAACUAUUAGUCAAUGAGAACGAGUUACUUGAUUUGUUUAGUUGAGCAAACACAGUCUCAUUAAAAUGAGUAUUUGUGAUUAUCCGAAAGAUCCAUUCAGUCAGUUUCUGGAACACAAUAAAAAAACAGCUGAAAAAUAAAUUGACGAAUCUCAAUGUGGGCAUCGUUCCUGUAGUAGUGUAGUUCAUUUUGCUUUUAUUGAAACAUGCGUUUCCAUGCUUCCCCGGUAACCAUUGAAACAGCAAAAUUUCUAGUGUAAAUAAGUUGAAUAAUAGUUAAAUAUAUUUUUCUAUAUGGUAUAAUUUCUAUUUUCCGUGACUUUUUGAAGCUAUGGAAAAGUACCGGAGAGGUUGCCGAUAUUUAGAUCGCUAUUAGGUCUACUCUUUGUUGUCUUGAUUUUUUGUAAAAAACAAACCCCAAAAAACAGUACUAAAUGAGCCAUAUUAACCAUUCCGGCUAUAUGUGUACAAUUAGUACCGAACUUAAAUGAUUGUUCUUUGUAUUAAAACAUUUUCCCAAGUUUUAUUUUACUUGAGAAAAUGAUAUCAUCUA
This is a messenger RNA of Pecten maximus, 4504 nucleotides long. RefSeq names its product G protein-coupled receptor 161-like. Gene Ontology annotation, molecular function: G protein-coupled receptor activity. Bases 1923 to 3890 code for a protein of 655 amino acids. The record is from RefSeq and is a predicted model, not a curated record. Gene Ontology annotation, biological process: G protein-coupled receptor signaling pathway. NCBI's taxonomy places the organism in Eukaryota, Metazoa, Mollusca, Bivalvia, Pectinida, Pectinidae. Gene Ontology annotation, cellular component: membrane. The transcript is spliced from 2 exons.